GAUCAGCAGCAGAGAAAAGUUUCUCAGUUCAGCGGCUGAUAGACGGACAGGAGAUGUUGGUUCUGGUUCUGGUUCUGGUUCUGGUCGUUGUGCUUCAGUUUGAAGGAACCAGAGGAGGAAAAAUUCAUCUCUAUCACAGAGAAGGAGAAAAUGUUGUUCUACCUUCAGAGAGACCUUCAUCAGAUUACCCAUGCUCCAAUAUUUUUUGGCUUUACAACAGAAAUAAAAGAACAAUUCAAUUAGAGCUUGAACAUGGAAAAGUUGUUCAGAGUUCACCUCGAGCUUCCAGGUCAAAUAUGGACAGUAACUGCUCUCUGACCAUCAACAACAUCACUGCUGAUGAUGCUGGACUUUACGACUAUAUACCUGAUCCAGGAACCUCCUCAGAUCAUUUUGUCUAUCUGAGUGUUUUAACCAUUUCAGUCGCUGAUCCAACAAAGGAGGAUUUCACAUUACAAUGUUCUCUGUGGAGAUACGAUAACCUGGGUCCUUGUCCAGAGAAAAGUUUCCUCUGGUUGGACGAGACAGGAACUGAACUGACCAGUAGUAGAGAUGAUUACAGCUCAAGACAAAAAUGUUUUUCUUCUCUAACUGUGAAGCAUCAGAGCGACACCAACACAAGAUUCACCUGCCAGUUUAUUGAAGGAAACAAAGUGAAGGUUGAAGCUCAAUACACAGAAGUCCAUCUCUACCACAGAGCAGGAGAUGAAGCUGUUCUACCCUGUAACAGACCUUCAUCAUCCGACUCAUGUUCCUCUGUUAACUGGACUUAUAAGAAAAAUGACAACAUGAACAAGGAACAGGAAGUUCCUCGUUCUACCAGUUUGGACAGAAUUUGUUCUCUGAUCAUCAACAACAUCACAGCUGAGGAUGCUGGACGUUACCGCUGCAGAUAUAAUACAAAUGUUUAUCUAAACAUGAUGAUCAUCUCUCCACUAGAUGCUGAUCCAACAGAUGAUGAUUUCACAUUACAGUGUUCUCUGUUGAGAUACAGAUCAUCAGGUUCUUGUCCAGUUAAAAGUCUCCUCUGGGUGGACGAGACAGGAAGUGAACUGACUGGUGAAGGUUAUGGAUAUAAAUCUGGAGGACAGACUGGUUGUGUUUCUCAUCUGACUGUGAAUCUUCAGAGCAGCAGAAGAUUCACCUGCCAGUUUGUUGAAGGAAACAACGUGAAGAUAGAAGCUCACUAUGGAUCUGAAGGCCCCCCCGCCUCGUCUCCUCUGAGCUUCAUCAUGUUGACUCUGAAGAUCACAGGACUGAUCCUGAUGGUUGGAAUCACUGUUGGUAUCAUCAGAACCAGAGGGAGAAAAAAGCCUCAGAAAGACAUUAAUGUUCGUUUUGCUGUUGAUGACGACACAGUGAAUUAUGGAAAUGAUGGAGAACGUUCUGCUGCCGCCGCGCUCCACUGAGCUUCAUCACAUCAGUUACAGUUUAUAGAAAACAAUGUUUCAUUUUAAUUAUAUCCCAGCUCAAAAUAAUCUUUUGCAACAUGUUAAACUCUCUGUAGUAUUUUUAACUGUUCAAUUCAGUUUCUUCAAUAUACAUGAAAACCAUCAUAAAUAUGAUAAAAAGAUGUUUGUAAAAACUAAAAAUAGUUUGAGAUGAGAAACCUAAAAAUAUGGAAAUAUGUUACUUAUUUCUGCUUAGUGUAAAUAAAAGCUUUGAUGCAUAUUCUGAUUUA
Messenger RNA from Xiphophorus couchianus (Monterrey platyfish), 1681 nucleotides. RefSeq lists its product as uncharacterized. NCBI's taxonomy places the organism in Eukaryota, Metazoa, Chordata, Actinopteri, Cyprinodontiformes, Poeciliidae. The record is from RefSeq and is a predicted model, not a curated record. The transcript is spliced from 8 exons. Gene Ontology annotation, biological process: T cell activation; positive regulation of ERK1 and ERK2 cascade; interleukin-15-mediated signaling pathway. Bases 54 to 1409 code for a protein of 451 amino acids. Gene Ontology annotation, cellular component: membrane raft; external side of plasma membrane. Gene Ontology annotation, molecular function: MHC class II protein binding; protein tyrosine kinase binding.